This is a messenger RNA of Protomyces lactucae-debilis, 1366 nucleotides long. RefSeq lists its product as uncharacterized. The record is from RefSeq and is a predicted model, not a curated record. The transcript has a single exon. The coding region runs from base 485 to 1342 and encodes 285 amino acids. NCBI's taxonomy places the organism in Eukaryota, Fungi, Ascomycota, Taphrinomycetes, Taphrinales, Protomycetaceae. Gene Ontology annotation, molecular function: protein heterodimerization activity. Gene Ontology annotation, cellular component: transcription factor TFIID complex. Gene Ontology annotation, biological process: transcription initiation at RNA polymerase II promoter.
AUGUCCGAACGUGCACCAGACAACUUUCGCGAGCUCGUCUAUAACAAAGUGAAGGAAAUACCACGCGGUCGUUGCACAUCGUACGGCACAGUCGCUGCACUUGUAGGCUACCCACGGCAUUCACGCCUUGUUGGGUCGUGCCUCAAAACUUGUACAGAUGAGACAGUACCCUGGCAGCGUGUCGUCUCUAGUAUCGGCAUCAUCAGUCCUCGCGAAGCUGGGCCCUUAGCCACCCAGCGUCAAGCUGAGUUGUUGCGUUCUGAGGGCGUGCAUGUCGAUGCGAUUGAUCAAGGUGAAGGCUUUGGCGGAGAUGGCGGCAAGGUGGAUAUGGUCUCAUAUGGGUGGUACGGUGAGGACUAGAGACCACGAAACCCGAUUGUGACUGUUGUGUUUCGCAUCGCCCGAUGGGCGACGUAGAGCGACGACGACCAAAUAGCAGACUUACAGCAGACUUACUUAUUGUCGCUGCGAGUCUGUACGGGAUAUGUCUAGUAAUGUGACGAGCGAGGUGAUCGAUAUCUUGCUAAGUCGUGCUGUUGCAGAGACCCUGCUCUCGCUAGAUCAGUAUGAAGCGAUAGACAAAGAUGCGCUCUUUCACCUCAACCAGCUCACUGAGCAAUUUCUUCAAAUGCUACUGCACCGCAUCCUGGCCUGUACGCGCGUCAAGCGGCGAACGCGCGCUAGUUAUGAGGAUGUUGAGCUGGCACUCUUGCGCGAGCACAUCAGUACUGGCGCUUUGGAAACAGAGCUCACGCGCGUUGCCGGUAGUCAAUGCAAGCGAGCGGCUAGCCCCGUCCUUGAGGUGUGUGCAGACAAGAUACCGAAGCGCUUUGAGAGUGCUAUGGACCGUAAACUACAAGCUCAGCUUCUUGGGCCAGAGCUCAAUGGCAAGCGGCGUGGUAUACCACCGUAUAUGAUGGAGAAGGGCAUGUUAUUACCAGCCUUGCCUCCACUUUACACACACCAAAAGACAGCUGUCUUCCCGGAUAGAGUGGAUUCGGAGCUGGAAAUGCGUCAGCGUGUCCUGCAAGAGACUCAGCUUGUUGAAGCGUCUCUUUGGAGAUUAGCAGACAUGGAAGAGCAAGCCAUUCACAAGCAGCUUGUUGGCAAUGGCGAACUUGACACCGUCAUGCAAGAUGCGGACAUAUCAGGGAACGACUCGAGCGGUGACGAUGAUCAAGAUCGCCCGACCAAUGUCAUGAGCAGAACAGCAAUACGCCAGAUGGCCCGACGCAAACGGCUAGAGGCCUUUAGUCAGGUGUGGAAGGAUAUGUCGUUUGGGGAGCUCGUCCGGCAUCGUCCUACGAAUGUCGACACAAUCAAACACGCUGGCAAAGUCUGAUGAAAUGCGCGCUGAUGCUAAAUG